Messenger RNA from Aphanomyces invadans, 1790 nucleotides. RefSeq lists its product as hypothetical. The record is from RefSeq and is a predicted model, not a curated record. The coding region runs from base 13 to 1731 and encodes 572 amino acids. NCBI's taxonomy places the organism in Eukaryota, Oomycota, Saprolegniomycetes, Saprolegniales, Verrucalvaceae. The transcript is spliced from 2 exons.
CGAAUUGCCGUGAUGCGCAAGGCCGACGGCGCGUUCGAACUGGUGGGAUGCACCAAAACGCGCUUGGACCAGGCCGAGCGCGACCGUAUGGACCUGAAGAUGGAAGUUGCUCAUCUGAGGGAGCGACUGCUGCAACGAAUGGGGGGCGAUACAACGGCACAGGAGUUGGAGGAAGAGAGCUUCAUCAUGAAGAAAGAGCUCGUGCAAAUGGAACAAAGCUUAGUUGAACACCGAGAGAUGCUACUCAUAGCGAAUGCAAAGCAUGACAAGGCGUUGACAAAUCUGCAAAAGAUGGACGCGGCGUGGAAGGCCAGCGUGAAUCGAAUCCAAAUUCUUCAAGCAGAACUCGAGUCCCGCGACAAACAGUUGGCCGAAGUUGACAUGCUCAAAAAGAUCCUCCGCGACCAGGAGUUUGCAAUCCAGACUUUAGAUGGUGAAAACAAACAGCUUCGACGGCAAGACACCGCAAAGGACACGUCCAUUUUGGAGCUGGAAGGCACGAUCCGUCGCAUGCAAGUGGAAUUCGAAGAAGUGAAUCAUCAACUUACCACAAAGGCAGGCAUGAGCAAGGAUGCACAGCGCGAAGCGGAAGGUGAGCUGCAGGUGAUGGUCGAAAAGUCUGCGCGACUUCAAGGCGAAGUCAAUGCGCUGCACGAAGAAAUGCGAAGUGUCAACGCACGAUCGAGGGAAGUCGAGUCGGCAUCGACACUUCUCAAGUCCAAGCUAUUGCAACUUACGGAAGAGCACGCAACGUUACAGAUCCACAUGGCGGCGAGCAAGACCGAGAUCGAGCGGCAUGUGUCCGAGACGACGUUCCUCAAAGCCGAGAUCACUCGGCUCCAGGCCGAGCUCAACGCGAAGGACCACGAACUGCUGCAGCACCAGAAGGUCCAUUUGGAUGCUGAAUCGACCAUCCUGGACACGAAGAAGAAGAUUCAGCUCGACCAACAGAUGCGGGAACUUCAAACCCGACGGAUGGAGCUCGACGUUGAGAAAAAGUGCAGGGACCAAGCCCACGAGUACGAACUCAGGUUGCAGCGGCAAGACACCAUUUUGGAAGACACAAAACAUCAAUUGAGGUCGGUCGAGGCGUUGCAUACCGAGCUGGUGCAGCUGCUGGGCGUUGACGAUCCCACCAACCUUCGUGAAAAAGUCGUGGCAGUUCUCCAGGAAUUGGCGCAAGUGCAUGACAGGGUCGAAAAACAGCGGCACAAACUGGCGGUGGCCGAAAAGGCGGGAAGCGACCACCAGAAGCUGCAAUACGCGUACACGGAAUUGGAAGAAAAGUACAACAAAACUCGCUUGGCCAUGGAACGCAUUGUGAAUCGAAAAACAAAAGUCGGUGGUGCAGCCACCCCGUCGUUGUCCGCUCCUCCACUGCUACCGAUUGCAACAACUGCGACUGUGCAUGCAUCUCCAGCGCUUCAUCCAUCUCCUGAGACGUCUCACGUGGACGACGUAACACAGCCAGGGAGCAACCUGACGCCAGCGCUACUCAAGGAAAACACACCCACGCUUCCGUCUGCCGUGCCGACUGGUCAUCCGCACUUGAGUAUCAAGCCUGCGCCGUCGUUCACGCUCAAACGAAAAGUCCCGUCGUUCUCGACGACAAGAACAAGUGCAAAACUCGGACCUGGUCUUGCCGAGCUCAGGACAAGGGUCGCGGCUCAGCCACCCAUCAAACACACCGUGGUCAAGUCAAGGUACAUGCAGCCUCCCAAGUACUUGUAGCAGGAUCAGCGCUCCUCCCGUGUCAAAUCAAUUUAUACAUAUCUAUCGACAAUGACAAG